GUGAGGCGCCGGCGCUGGGGUGGUCGCGGCCCGGGAGCUCGUGGCGAAGCCGCGGGACCCCUGUCUGUGCGGGCCGUGGGCGGCAAAGGCGGGCUGCAGAUUACUUCUGUAACUGGAUGACCAGUUUGCUCCACAAAGGACAAUGUCUCGAUCCCGACAACCCCCGCUUGUGACAGGCAUUUCUCCAAAUGAAGGAAUACCAUGGACAAAGGUCACAAUUAGAGGAGAAAACCUGGGGACUGGCCAUGCCGACCUCAUCGGCUUGACUAUUUGUGGACAUAAUUGCCUCCUGACAGCAGAAUGGAUGUCUGCUAGUAAAAUAGUAUGUCGAGUGGGACAAGCCAAAAAUGACAAAGGGGACAUUAUCGUCACAACCAAGUCAGGUGGCAAAGGAACUUCAACAGUCUCUUUCAAGUUACUCAAACCUGAAAAAAUAGGCAUUUUGGAUCAGUCUGCUGUUUGGGUUGAUGAGGUGAAUUAUUAUGAUAUGCGUACUGACAGGAAUAAAGGAAUUCCUCCCCUUUCUCUACGUCCUGCUAAUCCUCUCGGCAUUGAGAUUGAAAAAAGUAAAUUUCCCCAGAAGGACUUAGAAAUGCUGUUCCAUGGAAUGAGUGCUGAUUUUACAAGUGAGAAUUUUUCAGCUGCCUGGUAUCUCAUAGAGAAUCAUUCAACCACCAGUUUUGAACAGCUCAAAAUGGCAGUCACCAACCUCAGGAGACAGGCUAACAAGAAAAGUGAGGGCAGCCUGGCCUGUGUGAAAGGGGGUCUCAGCACAUUCUUUGAAGCACAAGAUGCCCUUUCAGCUAUCCAUCAAAAAUUAGAAGCGGAUGGAACGGAAAAAGUAGAAGGAUCCAUGACACAGAAACUGGAGAAUGUUCUGAACAGAGCAAGCAAUACCGCAGACACGUUAUUUCAAGAAGUAUUAGGUCGAAAGGACAAGGCAGAUUCCACUAGAAAUGCACUGAAUGUGCUUCAGCGAUUUAAGUUUCUUUUCAACCUUCCUCUAAAUAUUGAAAGGAAUAUUCAGAAGGGUGAUUAUGAUGUGGUUAUUAAUGACUAUGAAAAAGCCAAGUCACUCUUUGGGAAAACGGAGGUGCAAGUGUUCAAGAAAUAUUAUGCUGAAGUAGAAACAAGAAUUGAAGCUUUAAGAGAAUUACUUCUGGAUAAAUUGCUUGAGACACCAUCGACCUUACAUGACCAAAAACGUUACAUAAGGUAUCUGUCCGACCUUCAUGCACCUGGUGACCCUGCUUGGCAGUGUAUUGGAGCCCAGCACAAGUGGACCCUUCAACUCAUGCACAACUGCAAAGAGGGCUAUGUGAAAGACCUGAAAGGUAACCCAGGCCUGCACAGUCCCAUGCUAGACCUUGACAAUGAUGCACGUCUCUCAGUGUUGGGCCAUCUUGGUCAGACAGCGUCACUGAAGAGGGGCAGCAGCUUUCAGUCUGGCCGAGAUGACACAUGGAGAUACAAAACUCCUCAUAGGGUGGCAUUUGUUGAAAAAUUGACCAAGCUUGUUUUAAGUCAGCUGCCUAACUUCUGGAAACUCUGGAUUUCAUAUGUUAAUGGAAGCCUUUUCAGUGAGACGGCUGAGAAGUCAGGCCAUAUCGAAAGAUCAAAGAAUGUAAGACAAAGACAAAAUGAUUUUAAGAAAAUGAUUCAGGAGGUAAUGCACUCCCUGGUGAAGCUGAUCCGUGGGGCCCUGCUCCCACUCAGCGUCCGGGAGGGAGAGGCGAGGCAGUACGGAGGCUGGGAAGUGAAGACGGAGCUCUCGGGACAGUGGCUCACCCACGUCGUCCAGACCGUGAGGCUUACCUAUGAGUCAUUGACUGCCCUUGAGAUUCCUAAUGACAUGUUACAGACUAUCCAGGAUCUCGUUUUGGAUCUCCGAGUACGUUGUGUAAUGGUCACAUUGCAACACACGGCAGAAGAAAUAAAGAGAUUAGCUGAAAAAGAAGACUGGAUUGUUGAUAAUGAAGGACUGACUUCUCUACCAUGUCAGUUUGAACAGUGUAUUGUACAUUCCCUGCAGUCACUAAAAGGAGUUCUUGAGUGCAAGGCUGGAGAGGCCAGUGUCUUUCAACAGCCUAAAACACAGGAGGACGUUUGCCAACUAAGCAUCAAUAUCAUGCAGGUUUUUAUAUACUGUCUGGAACAAUUGAGCACCAAGCCUGAUGCAGAUGUAGAUACCACACAUCUCUCUGUUGACGUUUCUUCUCCUGAUUUGUUUGGAAGUAUCCAUGAAGACUUCAGCUUGACUUCUGAACAGCGACUUCUGAUAGUCCUGAGUAAUUGCUGCUAUCUAGAACGUCAUACCUUCCUAAAUAUAGCAGAACAUUUUGAAAAGCACAACUUCCAGGGAAUAGAAAAAAUAACACAGGUUAGCAUGGCUUUAUUGAAAGAACUAGACCAAAGACUCUUUGAAAAUUACAUUGAGCUGAAAGCAGAUCCCAUCGUUGGCUCCUUAGAACCUGGUAUUUAUGCAGGCUACUUUGAUUGGAAAGACUGCCUGCCUCCAACAGGUGUCAGAAACUAUUUAAAAGAAGCAUUGGUGAACAUAAUUGCUGUGCAUGCUGAGGUGUUCACUAUUUCCAGAGAACUGGUGGUUCGGGUCCUAGCCAAGGUGGUGGAAGCGGUCUCCGAGGAGCUGAGUCGACUGAUGCAGUGUGUUUCCUCCUUCAGCAGGAACGGAGCAUUGCAGGCAAAACUUGAAAUCUGUGCUUUGAGGGAUACUGUGGCCGUUUAUCUGACACCUGAGAGCAGGUCCAGCUUCAAACAGGCCUUGGAAGCCCUGCCUCAGCUCUCGAGUGGAGCAGACAAAAAGCUGCUGGAAGAGCUUCUGAACAAGUUCAAGAACAGUAUGCACUUGCAGCUCACCUGCUUCCAGGCUGUUCCCUCAACCACGAUGAAGACAUAGAUAACUGCAAAAUAAGGGCAGUCCAGAAGGAUAACAAGUAAUGAAACUGUUCAUUCUCUUAAGUGCCCUAAAGGUAUUUGGUAUAUAAAUCACUGGGUUCCCAAUUUCUCUCUCUCUCUUUUUUCCCCCCAGCUUGGUAGCUUUGAAAGAUGUUGGUAUAUUUUUAUUUCAGCCCAAAUGACCUUCAUUUGAAAUGCCCAAGCAGUACUUGUUUUUCAUUAGGUCCUCUGUGACUAUUUAAAAUAUGUCUUAAAACACAUUUUUUUCUUAGCUCAGUGUUGCCUGGUGAGUGCUGUGAGGAGUCUUCUGAGGCGGCACGGGUGUCUUCUGACACAUUUCUCAGUGUCUCUCCUUUUCGAGUCUAGUGUCAGCAGCUGACAAGACUCAUGGAGAGACAGAUAAGAGAGUAGUGCAAAGUUAGGUUUAGAUAUCUUUGGAGCUUUAACUGCCCUAAACUGUACUUAAAAACCUUUUUCAUACAAACAGCCCUAAGUCUCCUAGUUCAAGUGUGUUUUUAAACAAAUUUGUGAUCUCAUUUAAGAAAUGUUGUGAUUGGGGUGGAUUAUUGUUGGUCCAGAUGUCCAUGAAUUAACUUUGCAUUUUUCUGUCUGAUUUUUAUUUUUCGCACCUUCUCGGUGUAGUUUUUUCUGUUCGCGCUCACUCUUUGUUUGGCUGGUGUCACUUCACAUUCCUGAAGAUUGACUGUGUGUAGUCUGGAUGCAGCCCUGUGCUCCCAGGCACUGCUGGGGUGGCCGCAGUCUCCAGUGUCCCUUAUAGUGCCAGCCAGGCCUGGGGAACAGCCAGCGCUCCUGCCUGGUGCUGUCUGCUCCUGCCCUUGAGCACUCUGCUUCUCCUGCCACCUCUUUCCCUUUGAGGUGUCUUGCUCGGGAGCUGGAAGAAUGCUACACUGGCACCAUCUGUGAUUUCUGGAGACUCGGGGCGCUCCUUGGUCCUCAGGCAGAGCGAGCUGUAGAUCAGCCAUGCACAUCUGUCCUGCACUGACUCCUGACAGGCAUGGGACAGGUUCCAGUCACUGUGACCUCUCUCCAUGUCACCUUCCCCCAUCUAACUCCAUCAUACCAUUGGCUUCUGAAGACAGUAAUUCUCUCUUUGUAGUCUACUUGUGAGGGUUUUCAAAGUUUUCCAUAGAACCUGCUUUUUUAAUUGCUGAAAUUAAUGUUUUUAUUAUUAUAAGUAAUUUUAGAGCACAGUAUAGCCAUAUACAGUACCCAUUAUUUGAAAUAAGGAAAUGUUGUGUUUGUUCAUUUGGUGUAUAGCAGGGAAAUCAUAGUAACUAGAAGUGAAAGAUUAAUCUUUUACAAAUGUGCUUGAUAAAGCUGUUAAGAAAUAUGCAGAAUAUUGUCUCUCCUGAGUGUGUUAACCAUUGUGUCUAACAUGACUAUGAACUAAAUUACAAAAUUGCAAUCUGAAUGCUUGUGUUAUUUUAAGUAUCUAGUACAGUACAUUCAGCAAAUAAAGAAUCUGUCUUCAAUGUAA
This is a messenger RNA of Cynocephalus volans (Philippine flying lemur), 4414 nucleotides long. RefSeq names its product exocyst complex component 2 (gene EXOC2). Gene Ontology annotation, cellular component: exocyst. The record is from RefSeq and is a predicted model, not a curated record. Bases 143 to 2917 code for a protein of 924 amino acids. Gene Ontology annotation, biological process: Golgi to plasma membrane transport; exocytosis. The transcript has 28 exons. Lineage: Eukaryota; Metazoa; Chordata; Mammalia; Dermoptera; Cynocephalidae.